Messenger RNA from Bactrocera neohumeralis, 6023 nucleotides. RefSeq names its product integrator complex subunit 6 (gene IntS6). Gene Ontology annotation, biological process: snRNA 3'-end processing. Gene Ontology annotation, cellular component: integrator complex. The record is from RefSeq and is a predicted model, not a curated record. The coding region runs from base 694 to 4065 and encodes 1123 amino acids. Lineage: Eukaryota; Metazoa; Arthropoda; Insecta; Diptera; Tephritidae. The transcript has 2 exons.
UUUGACAGUUUGUUUCUUGCUUUUGGAAAGGAAGGUUGGUAGCACCGGUUAAAAUCGUAAUCAAAACUAAAUACUCGGGACGGAACAAAAACAAAUAGCAGUGCUCGCUCGCAGUGGUGAUAAAUUUGUUGUAGUAAGCAAAUAGCAAAGCAGCGGCGCACAAAAGUGUGAAACAAAGAGAGAGAGAGAGAGCGAGCGAGAAGUAGAAGGAAGAAAGAAGAGGCAACAGCAACACUUCACAACAACAGUUUGCAUUGCUUUUGGGGAAUCGUUGGUGCUCCCGCAGUGGCGCUACCGACUGUUCGUCUUCUCAUCUACAGUUCAUUCAAUGGUGUGUGUGUGUACGAUAUAUUAACAUAUAUUUGUUGUUGCAUUGAUGUAGUCGUUCCGUCGCACCACACACUUUGUGCACAAAUUGAUUACCACUAGAACGCCUCUUUAGGAAACUGAAGAUGGAGAAGCUUUAUUAAGCACAGCGUAUGGAGCGUAGCUGACGAGCAGAAGAAGACAUAAUAACGCGGUUUUUAAUUCCCGAAGUCGAUGCCGAUGUAAUUCAACAAGUGCAUUAUUUUUUUUAGACAAAUAAAAAAAUAAUAUUUAGAAAAACUAAACUAAUCAGCAAAAAUAUAACUAUAAAAGGAACGCACCGUCAAAAAUCAAGAAGUGUAUUAACACGAUAACUCUGCAGACGCUAUGACCAUUAUACUAUUUUUGGUCGACACAUCCGCGUCGAUGUGUCAAAAAGCAUACGUGAAUGGUGUACAAAAAUCAUAUCUGGAUAUAGCGAAGGGCGCUGUAGAGACAUUCCUGAAAUAUCGCCAACGAACACAGGAUUGCCUAGGUGAUCGCUAUAUGCUGUUAACUUUCGAAGAACCACCCGCUAAUGUAAAGGCCGGUUGGAAAGAGAAUCAUGCAACAUUCAUGAACGAGCUGAAAAAUCUGCAAAGCAAUGGACUCACCUCAAUGGGUGAAUCAUUAAAGAAUGCCUUCGAUUUAUUAAAUCUGAAUCGCAUGCAAUCCGGAAUCGACACAUACGGUCAGGGACGGUGUCCCUUUUACUUGGAGCCGUCUGUAAUCAUUGUGAUCACCGAUGGUGGACGGUAUUCGUACCGUAAUGGUGUACACCAAGAUAUCAUACUGCCGUUAAAUACACAAAUACCAGGAACAAAUUUCACAAAAGAACCAUUUCGUUGGGAUCAACGACUAUUUUCGUUAGUUCUACGUAUGCCUGGCAAUAAAGUGGAUGAACGAGCUGAGGGCAAAGUACCGCACGAUGAUUCGCCCAUAGAACGUAUGUGUGUGGUGACAGGAGGACGUUCGUAUCGUGUGCGUUCGCAUUAUGUUCUAAAUCAAUGUAUAGAGAGUUUGGUGCAGAAAGUGCAACCGGGAGUCGUCUUACAAUUUGAACCAAUGCUACCGAAAGACGGCGUGCCAAAUGAAGCGCUUCAAGACAUAAUAUUUCAACCAAUGAAGAAAAUGAUCUAUGUGCAAAAACAUAUAUCACAAAAGACCUUCCCAAUUGGAUACUGGCCCUUGCCGGAACCAUAUUGGCCCGACCCGAAGGCGGUUACUUUGCCGCCCCGCGAUGCACACCCCAAAUUGAAAGUAGUCACACCCGCAGUUGACGAACCGCAAAUGGUGCGUAGUUUUCCUGUUGACAAGUACGAAAUCGAAGGCAGUCCGCUGACCUUGCAGAUAUUGCAAAAACGCGAAAUGAACAAAUGUUGGCAAGUGAUCAUAUCGAACGGAAUGCAUGGUUUUGAUUUACCAUUUGGUUAUUUGAAGGCCUCGCAGAAUUUAACACAAGUACAUCUGUAUGUAUUGGCGUAUAACUAUCCGGCGUUAUUGCCGCUGCUGCACGACCUUAUACACAAGUAUAAUAUGAGUCCGCCCAACGAUCUCAUGUAUAAGUUUAACGCUUAUGUGCGCUCAAUACCGCCAUACUACUGCCCGUUUUUGCGAAAAGCGUUACUAAACAUCAAUGUACCGUAUCAGCUGCUCCAAUUUCUAUUGCCGGAAAAUGUCGACAAUUAUCUGUCUCCGAACAUCGCCAAUCAGUUGAAGCAUAUCAAAAACACCGCAAAGCAAGACCAAGAAAAUCUCUGUAUGAAGGUGUAUAAACAGCUGAAACAACCGAAACCGCCGUAUCGACAAAUCGAAACAGCAAAAUUAAAUCCCGGCGUACCGUUAAGACGCGAUCUGGUACGUCAUCCAUUGUUGAGAGAGACCUUUUCUAAAUUACACGCCGAGAUUGAACCACUUGAGAACUACACCAUUGUUGUGCCACAGCUAACGCGUCAAUCGUCGGCGAAGUCAUACCGCAAUCCAUUCGAUAUACCACGCCGCGAUUUGAUGGAAGAAAUAGCGCGCAUGCGCGAAACUGUGCUACGACCCACACCUACCAGUUUGGUGGCGAAAGAUUCCGGACACUGCCUACCCAUUGCCGAAAUGGGUAACUAUCAGGAAUACUUGAAGAAUAAGGAUAAUCCUUUGCGUGAAAUCGAACCGACGAACGUGAGACAACACAUGUUUGGCAAUCCAUACAAAAAGGAUAAGCAUAUGGUUAUGGUGGACGAAGCAGAUCUCAGUGAUGUGGCGCCAAUGAAAUCAAAUAAUGGUGCCGGUGGUGCGCCACUACCGGGUGCGCCAGGUGGCAUUGUGCCAAAGAAAAUCGAUGCAUCACGUGCACGCAAGCGCAAAGCCGGUCCCAUACGCAAGGACUACAUAUUUCGACGUACUUCCACGGACGUGCGACCUAGCACACCAAGUUUGAAUGUAACAUCUGCAAAUGCUUCAAGCUCCUCGGUUUCUUCAAUGUCCGAUUUUGAUGAUGACAGCGCUUCAGAGACCGGGUCCAUAUCAUCGAAUAUGUCCGAUGACGGUGAUCCGGAUAGACUUGUUGUUGCGUUUGAUUUCAACGAAGACGAACCUGGUGAACCGCUAAUUAAUGGUUAUGUACGUAAUUUCAUCAACGGUAUUAGCGACGAAAGUAGCUGUGAUUCCGAUAUGAGUGGGCCCAGCACAACGCCGAUCAAUUCGACGGCUGGUAUUAGCAUGACGGUUGGUGGCACAUUGCCACUGCCACCUGUGGUACAGAUGCCGGGCAAUAACAAUGUAUUAACACCCAUGUCGCCGCCAGGUUCCCCACAACCCUAUAUAAAUAAUUUUGGUCAAUCGAUUAUGACACCUGUGGAUGUGGCGCCUGCUGCUGUUAGCUCUAUAGUAGCGCCAAACGUGUUGACAAAUACCAACGCAACGAUAGCGCCUAACGUUUUCGCUGCACCACUUCAAAUCAACGGUAACGCUUUGCUUAGUAUUCCUACAACCACGCCUGCACUGGGAGCGCCAGUAUCCGUUGCAACCCCAGCGACAGUCACACUUAACACCCAAGCACCUGCCUAUCAACACAACGAUAUUAACGAUGCUCAAGAAAUUUCGCGCAUAUUACAACAAUGCCACAAUGGCAAUACUGGCAUAUCGAAUACUGCUGCCGCGCCGAAUCCCGACACUGCAGCCAUUGCAGUUGCGCAAGUCAAAAUGGAAACAGCAGAGUCUGUGCUAAUGCCACCACCAUCAGCCGCAGUGGCGAAUUCCCUCUCAACUGUGACACUUUCAACCAAUUUCGAUACGUUGAAACGCGAGUCAAUGACCAAUAAUGUGGGUAUAGCCAAUUCCAAUCAUGUGACCAAUCAUAAUCAACACAACAGCGUUAACAGUAUAACAAGUAGCAAUAAUAUCGGUAACGGCGCUAGUCAACGUAACUCAAUUGUGGUGUCGGGUCCACCGCCACUCACAGAUGAACAACGCGAUGCCGCACGUAAACAUAACCUAGAAAUACGAACACAAGUUUUUCGCGAUAUACGACGUCCAGGUCGUAAUUAUACACAAUUGUUAGAACAUCUCAAUUUAAUUAAGGGCGAUUUUGAAAUGAAAUCUAAUUUUAUAAAAAUGUGCAUCAGCGAAUCGUUGCGUUUCCGACGAAAACAAAUGAUUGACAGCAUACAGGAGUGGUGGGACAAGAAACAGCAACAAUUACAAACCACAACAACAACGGCGGCAAGUUAACAAUUACUAUUAUGGAGUAUCAAUUGAGCUAGUGAGCCAUAUACAGGCAAACCCGUCAACGGCGAUAGUUUUCGUUAAAAAAAGAGAGAAAUACCCUAAGAUCAUCAUAGACCACCGAGCCACACAGGCUGAUCUUAUCAAAUGCAAAAUUAUAAGCCCAAAAUGUGUACAAGUUGUUGUAUGUGACAUGCCGAUUGCUAAUCAAAUUACACUUAAGGGUGCGUUGUAUAAAUGUACGUGUGUGUGUAUGCGGGCGAGUGGGUGCUCAUUUUCGUUAAAGAAAACGGGUACUAAAUGUGGUUCUUCACAAAAAAAAAAAACAAAUAUUAACAAAAACGUAAUGUGGGCGUGGGUGAGUUGGAGUGAAGAAUCCCUGUACAUGCAUGCUGUUAUCAUAGUGUACGUGUGCGUGUGUGCUUUGCCACUCGAAUUAACAGCAGGCAACGUGCUAGGUGUGCUUUUAUAUGUGCAGAAAUGGUUUCAAACACAUUAGGAGUUACAUAGGCGCAUAUGCAUAGUGUAAUGCUAUCAAUACGAGUAGGUCCACAGAGUUUCAAUGGUCUGCUAAUAACCGUUUAGAGCGCAUUUUGCAAACUGGCGUGGACUUUAGCGCCUUACGAACGUUUGCAAACAGGUUUCUUAUAUUUAUAUACGAUUUGAUUUAUAAUUAUUAUUUUUUUUAAAUUUAAAAUUAAUUUUUCGGUCAUUAAGGGACUCAUUUUGUAAUUAAAAUUGUAGCAAAUGUUAAUAUUUUUUUUUACUCAUUAUAGUAAACUCAAUCAUUUAAGUAAUAUUAUUAAAUUUAGAUAUCGCGCUUAAAAUUAAAAAUUUGUUUCAUUUACACACCUAAUUGGCAAUAUUUUUGUAGCUCUUCUUUAAAUAAAAAAAAAGAUUAAAAUCUCAAAGAAAAAUAAUUUUAGUUUAUUAGCGAAUUUUUCAAAAAUGCCCAAACCCAUUUUUUAAUAUUUAACUUGUUAAAAAAAUGGUUUCUGUGGAACCUACGAUAAUUUAUAGUAUUGAUUACAUAUCAGCUAAUAAGAGCAUAACUUUUGUAAAAUCUGCACAAGUGAUAGCCUUGCCUGCUUGUUUUAGUUCAUAGCGCGUUUCAGCAUAAAAUUUGUGUGACAAAUUGUUUAAAAUUUUUGCAAAAAUAUAAUUUUUGCUCAAGCUUAAACAACUCGCAACAAAUUUUUAGGAUUCCCGAUUACGCACCAGUGGCCGUUACUUUAACACUUAGUCCUUUUAAUUUGUUUUUGUUGAUUUUGGUUUCAAUAAUUUCCGUCGUUUAUCUUUAGAAGAUAUAAGAGAAUAGACUGAUAACUUUAUAGUUGAAUGACCACGCCCACAAGCCCAAAUCUUGGUGUUAUGGUAUGUACAUAGGUUUGUACAUAAACUGGACUUGUCAGCUGGGUACUUGUGCUCCGUUAUCAACCACUUAAAGACACACGUGAUUGCGCUGCUUUAGUAGAUUAAAAUUAAAGUAAUUAUUUUGCUUUGUUCAAAACACAAAAAAUUCCUUUAUUUUCAGAAAAACAAAAACAAAAAAAAAACAAAAAAAAAUAUAUUAAGUUUAAUUAACGAAAAUGUAGAACGAGAGGGAGCGCGCUAGGCCUUUCCUCACACCCAAGCGAGAAACCACUUACAUUUUCAUGUAAUUUUAUUCUAGUUUAACUUGUUUCAGUAAUCUUAUAAUUUAGUAAAUAGAAAUAAAACUUGCAUAUGUACAUAUGUAUAUGCAUAGGUAUGUAAAUAAAAUAUUUACAGAUAUAAACAGAAAAAAUUGAGUGACUAGGGUGACUCUAGCGUAUGCAGAAAUUUACGAAAAAAAUAAAUUCAACUCAAAUCAGCUGGAUGUAUUCGCAAGUACAUCUGUUUUCUUCUUUGCGUUAAUUUCAACAACAACAACAAAAAUUAUAUAAAAAUAUUAGCAAAUAAAUAAUUUUCAGUGUUUUCAUUUU